CAUUUUACUUUCUUCCUUAAUUUCCCCCCGAUGGAUAACCAGUACAAGCCCCAAACGAGGAGAAGCUUGAAGAGGAAAUUGGAGCAAGAAUUUGAAGAAGAUAAGUCAGAUCGAUGCAAGGCGGCCGUCGUCGAGUCCUGUCGUACUCAUCAAGAUAUCCUCCGCGACGUCCGACUUCACGUCGAUGUUCUUAACUACUGCACCUCCUUUUCAGAAGCUGAUCGUGCUGGCGCCAAACAUUCCGCUCAAUUACUUUCUGAAUUCGCAAAGAACGAGGAUCUGGUGGAUUUGAUCGUGGAGUGCGGCGCUGUCCCUGCACUGGUAAAGCAUAUUCAGUCGCCAACGCUGUUGACAGAUUCCGAUCAGAAACCAUUGGACUAUGAAGUAGAGAAAGCAAGUGCGUUCGCGCUUGGGCUUCUCGCGGUCAAGCCAGAGCAUCAACAACUCGUUGUUGACGCCGGGACACUGCCAUAUCUCGUGAACUUGUUAAAAAUACGUCAGAAUGAUAGUGAUUCUCGCGGAGUGAAUGGUGUUUUAAGAAAAACUGCCGAUGCUAUAACAAAUCUUGCUCAUGAAAACUCCGCCAUUAAAACCCGCAUCAGAACUGAGGGUGGAAUCCCACCACUUGUCGAGUUGCUCGAGUAUCGUGAGGUGAAGGUGCAGAGGGCAGCUGCUGGGGCCUUAAGGACGCUAGCAUUUAAGAACGAUGAGAACAAAAAGGAGAUCGUUGAAUGCAAUGCUCUACCCUCCCUUGUAUUAAUGCUUUCCUCUGAGGAUGUUACCAUACAUUAUGAAGCGGUUGGCGUGAUUGGGAACCUUGUCCAUUCUUCUCCAAACAUAAAGAAAGAAGUUCUUCUUGCUGGAGCAUUGCAGCCUGUGAUCGGGUUACUUAGUUCUAGUUGUUUGGAGACCCAGAGGGAAGCGGCUUUACUCAUAGGUCAAUUUGCUGCUGCUGAUUCAGAUUGCAAGGUACACAUUGUCCAAAGAGGCGCUGUUCCCCCUUUAAUAGAAAUGCUUACAUCUUCAGAUGUGCAACUCAAGGAAAUGUCUGCAUUUGCACUUGGACGGUUGGCCCAGGACACACACAAUCAAGCUGGAAUUGUACAAGAUGGUGGAAUCACGCUACUACUAAAUCUUCUUGACUCAAAAAGUGGACCAUUGCAACAUAAUUCUGCAUUUUCCCUAUAUGGCCUUGCUGAUAAUGAGGAUAAUGUUGUAGAUCUUAUCAGGACUGGAGUUGUUCAGAAACUCUUGGAAGGAGAGUUCAUUUUUCAGCCAACUAAAGAUUGUGUAGCAAAGACAAUGAAGAGAUUGGAGGAAAAAAUUCAUGGACGAACAUUGAAUCAUCUGUUGUACCUUAUGCGGACUGCAGCCAAGGCUGUUCAAAAUCAAGUCGCUCUGGCUCUUGCUCAUCUUUGUUCUCCAAAUGAUCGGAAACCUAUUUUUGUUGACAACAAUGGACUGGAGCUGCUUCUGGGCCUUCUUGAGUCUAAGAGUUUCAAGCAGCAACAAGCUGGUUCAGAGGCCAUGUAUAAGUUGGCAACAAAGGGUACUUCACUCUCAUCUGUGGAUGCUGCCCCACUAUCACCAACCCCUCAGGUGUAUUUGGGUGAGCAGUAUGUAAAUAAUCCUACACUUUCUGAUGUUACAUUUUUGGUUGAAGGUAAAAGAUUCUAUGCUCACAGAAUCUGUCUUCUUGCUUCUUCGGAUGCAUUUCGUGCCAUGUUUGAUGGUGGUUACCGGGAGAGGGAAGCCAAAGAUGUUGAGAUUCCAAAUAUCAGAUGGGAUGUUUUUGUCCUAAUGAUGAGGUAUAUAUACACAGGAUCAGUGACCGUUGAAAUCGAUCUUGCUCAAGAACUUCUUAGAGCUGCCGAUCAGUAUCUUCUUGAUGAUCUUAAGCGCCUUUGCGAAUACACCAUUGCUCAGGAUAUUUCUGAGGAGAAUGUUUCUCUGAUGUAUGAACUAGCCGAGGCCUUCAAUGCUACCACACUACGUGAAGCUUGCCUACUCUUCAUGUUAGAGCAAUUUGAAAGAAUAAGUGCCAAACCUUGGCGUAACCGUUUGAUUCAUCACAUCAUUCCAGAUUUACGGGAUUUCUUCAUAAGUUCACUUGCAAAAUGUCAUGACCCUAUGAGGGAGCACAUGUGAACUUUUAACUGAUACCUCGCUGUUGAUUAGGUUACACCAUUAAUUUGUGAGGUCUUUUCUUGUGGAUAAAACUAGUAGACUCGGUGUUAUGUGUUUGUA
Hibiscus syriacus is the source of this 2247-nucleotide messenger RNA. Its product is annotated as ARM REPEAT PROTEIN INTERACTING WITH ABF2-like. The record is from RefSeq and is a predicted model, not a curated record. Bases 31 to 2148 code for a protein of 705 amino acids. Gene Ontology annotation, molecular function: protein binding. NCBI's taxonomy places the organism in Eukaryota, Viridiplantae, Streptophyta, Magnoliopsida, Malvales, Malvaceae. The transcript is spliced from 19 exons.